AUGGACGUUCUAGGUGAACUUCCGGAGGGCACAAAGAUGUCUAUCUUCGCUGACGAUCAACUUAUUGUCAUCACAGGAAGAAACCAUGAAGAAUUGGUUCUCAAAGCAAAUAUGGCACUGGAUGUUAUCGUGGGGAUGGUCUCGAAGCUUGGAAUGUCAUUAGUUGCGCGGAAAACUGUAUGCUGUCUCUUUGGUGCGGUAUGCUCUGAAACCAUCCUUGAAGCAGUGGACAACCUCAGAGACCCUCACACCAUUGAUAGGCUACUGCUAAUUGAAGUGGACAGCAGAUCCAUCUACUUUGUCAAUGAACUCAUGGAAAAAACAGGAACUUGGUUGACCCUCCAAGCCUCUUUCAAAAUUAUCCCAAGCUCGAUUGGUAAACUCCUUGAGCCUGAGCGAUGGAACAAUUACCAUGAUGAAAUUGAAGAGCUUGGGAAAGGAAUCCUGAAUCUCUUUGGAGAAGAGCACUGGAAACAAUUCAGAAAAAUGCUUAGCGAGACGCCUAAGAAUGACGAUCCUUGGUCCUGGAUUCUGCCAAAGGAAUGCUCUCUCCUUCCCACUGCGCUCUGGCUAGUUAAACAUAUUCAAGCGAAAAACGCUCUGGACGACCUUCAUGGCAAUGAAACCUGGUUUCCGCUCAACAUUGGAGCAAGUGAAAAUCUAUGUAUCUACGAACCAGCACCUAGCCCGUCUCUCGCUCCUGAAAUUCAGUUGAAACUUGGAUCCGAGCUGAUAAUCCAACUGAAUGCUCUCAUGGCAAAGGGUGGUCGUUUUUCCAUGGACAGCUGGGGCAAUAAAAAGCUUCAUAUACCGCGCAGAAUUGGCAGCUUCCUUGGCUGUCUCACCCUCAAAGUCCUUCACUACAAGAAGAUCUCUGAGCUUGAUGACUCCUUGCAAUCUGAACUUGUCAAGAUGGCUGAGCAUAGAAACAAAGGCUACAUCUCGUCAAGAGGACAGUUCUGCAAUGACAUCAUUGCACACAGGAACACGUUGGAUCUGCUUAUUAGCAAUGGGCUCUACUCAAACUGCCAAGCACUUCUUAACAACAUCUUUGCAGCUCUUGUAACCCCAGCAGGGCCGCCAGAGCUUGUCUGUGAAAUCUGCAACGUCAUGAAAUUAGUCAAAACUAAUUCUCCCUAA
This is a messenger RNA of Oikopleura dioica, 1140 nucleotides long. The record is from the annotation of a GenBank genome assembly. Lineage: Eukaryota; Metazoa; Chordata; Appendicularia; Copelata; Oikopleuridae.